Molecule: messenger RNA, 4464 nt
Organism: Helicoverpa zea (corn earworm)
Lineage: Eukaryota; Metazoa; Arthropoda; Insecta; Lepidoptera; Noctuidae
Exons: 2
Coding region: 181-4452 (1423 amino acids)
Biological process (GO): DNA integration
Molecular function (GO): zinc ion binding; nucleic acid binding
Source: RefSeq, a predicted model, not a curated record
UGAUGUGUAUGUGCAUCUCGCUCACUCAUGUGUAGCACCGCAUUGUGUGAAGGUGUCAUUGCGCACGGCAGUAUUAAACUAGUAUCCAUCGAAACCCCACGUCUUCUUAUUUCUGCACCAUUUACCCACAAACAUAUCAUUGGCGACGAGGACGAUUUUACCCACAUACAAAAAUAAAAAAUGGCGAAGUCAUUUUUGGGUAAUUUAUCGACGUUUGAUUAUAAAUCCGGCGAGUGGUCUAUUUUCAAAGGGCGGUUGACCCAAUUUUUGAAGGUUAACGAAGUCAAGGAAGAGAAUAAAAGUGCAAUCUUGAUUACACAUUUAUCCGAUGACUCAUAUCGUUUGGUGCGUAAUUUGGCUUAUCCGGUCGAGUUGGAGGCGCUGGACUAUAAGAAGCUGGUGGAACUGCUUGAUACUCACUUCAAACAGAAGCAAUGUUCAUUUUCGGACAAGGCCAAAUUUUAUGGAGCUAAGAGGAGCUCAGGCGAGUCAUUGGGCGAUUGGGCUGCACGACUGCGAGGAUUGGCGAGCUACUGUAACUUCGGAUCCGCUUUGGACACAAACCUGACGGAUCGUUUUGUCCUGGGCUUAGGAGCGGGGCCCGAGCGUGAUAAGCUAUUUGAGCAGAAUGCUUCCACGUUGGAAUUUAACAAAGCGUUGGAGAUAGCUGAGCGAGCGGAAUGCGCUAGAGAAGCCAGGAAGGUGUUGUCCACAGAUGACACUGCCAUAAAAGAAGAACCGGUGAACAAAAUAUACAAGGGCGGUUCACGUCGCGGCGGCGGUGGCAGCGGCGCAGGCGGCGCUCGUGCGGGGACACGAGAUGCAAGUCGUGAGGCUGGCCGUUGUUCUAUAUGCGGUUUAAAAGGUCACGAUAAGGAUGUGUGUCGUUACAAAAAUUAUAAGUGUCAAAAAUGUGGAAAAGAAGGGCAUUUAAAGAAAGUGUGUAAUAAAAAAAACCAAACCAACCGUGUUCGCGUCAAUAAUAUCGGAAGCGAUGAUAGUGAUAGUGAAACAGACGGUAGCUGUAAGGAAUGCCAUAAUUUUAACAUAAGGUAUGUAACAGACAAACCGUUGUGUUUAGACAUUAAAGUAGGUGAUAAAAAUGUAACCAUGGAGUUAGAUUCUGGGUCUGGAGUUUCUGUCAUAUCAAAUAGAAUGUACUCAGAACUGUUUGCACAUUAUAACUUAACUGACUGUACGAUUAAAAUGUGUUUAUAUAACGGACAUAAAAUCUCGCCGUUGGGGUAUUUCCAGCCUAUUGUCGAAUAUAAAGCACAAAGGAAAGAAAUUAAGAUAUUUGUAGUAGACUCGAAUGGCCCUCCCCUACUCGGGCGCGAUUUCAUGUCCACUUUCGGUUUAAUUUUAACAAAUGUUUAUAAAAUAAGUCAGGAUCACGAUGUUAAUGCAUUAUUGGAACAGUUUCCUAGCUUAUGGAAAGAUGAACUUGGUUGUUUUAAUAAAUUUAAAGUGCACCUACGAUUAAAGGAAAAUUCAGUACCAAAAUUCUUUAAGGCCCGACCAAUACCGUUUGCCUUAAAAGACAAGGUAGAAUUAGAAUUAGAUAGAUUAGUCAGUUUGGGCAUACUAGUUCCGGUAAGUAAUUCACGUUAUGCAACACCCAUAGUACCGGUUUUAAAGGAUAAUAACACGGUUAAGAUAGCAGGUGAUUUUUCAGUCACACUUAAUAAGGACCUUAUAAUAGAUAAGUACCCGCUACCAAGGAUUGAAGAAGUGUUUGCUAAGCUUGGUGGGGGAGAACAUUAUUCGAAAAUAGAUUUAAAAAAUGCAUAUAAUCAAUUUUGUCUCUCGGAAGAUUCUCAGGAGUUGACUACUAUUAACACACCAAAAGGAUUAUUUAAAUAUACACGUCUAGUUUACGGUCUUGCGAAUGCUCCUGCCCUGUUCCAAAAAGCAAUGGAAGUUUUAUUGUUGGGUAUCGAAGGAGUUAGUAUAUGGUUAGACGAUAUUUGUUUGACUGCGCCAACAAAAGCACUUCAUAUAAAGAGAUUAGCACAGGUUCUAAGCAGGUUAAAUGAAGCGGGGUUGCGCCUUCAGAAAGACAAAUGCGAGUUUUUUAAGGAUAAUGUAACGUACUUAGGUUACAUUAUCGAUAAGAACGGAUUACGUACUAACCGCGAUAAAGUUAAGGCAAUAUUAAAUGCGCCGGAACCGACAAAUAUUACGGAAGUAAAGAGGUUCCUAGGAGUAGUCAACUACUACAGGGUUUUUAUUCCUAAUGCAUCGAGCAUUAUGAGCCCGCUCCACGAGUUGCUGCGCAGUGGCGCGCGGUGGGAGUGGGGAGCGCGCCAGCGCCGCGCGGUGCGUCGCGUGUGCGCUGAGCUCGCCUCUGAGCGCGUGCUGGCGCAUUUCGAGCCGAGCGCGCAGCUAGUGCUAUCAGUAGAUGCCGGGCCGCAUGGACUCGGGGCUGUCCUAUCUCAACGGGGCAGCGAUGGCGGCGAGCGACCAUUAGCGUACGCCUCGCGGUCGCUUUCGGUAAGCGAACGCAAUUAUAGUCAAAUACAAAAAGAAGCGACAGCGAUCAUUUUUGGUGUCAAACACUUCCAUCAAUACCUUUACGGAAGAAGCGAGCCAUUUAUUCUUAAGACCGACCACCGGCCCCUGGUAUCAAUAUUUAAUAAUAAAACGGGUAUAUCGAUAACUACAGCAUUACGGUUACAAAGAUACGCUAUUAUACUUUCUGCAUACAACUAUACAGUUCAGUAUAUAUCAAGUGAUAAUAACUUAGUCGCUGAUUAUUUUUCCCGUGCACCUGUGGCGGAUACUGCGUGCAAGGGAGAUAGCGAAUAUGACGCAUAUUUGUCACUGAAUUUCUUAGACGUGACCGACCCAGCUGUUUUGUUAAUGGAUUUAAAGAAGGCAACUUGUAGUGAUAAAAUUAUUCAAACCGUCAUUAAAUAUACAAAUGUAGGUUGGCCUCGUAAGAUUGUUUGCGAGUCUAUUCGUCCCUUCUUUUUAUGUCGUAAUGAUUUGCAAUACGAAAAUGGUAUUUUAAUGCGGGGUCAUAAGGUGGUAAUUCCAGUGGCACUGCGAGAAAGAAUGUUGCGCGAACUGCACAGCACGCAUUUAGGCAUAGUAAAAAUGAAAUGUAAUGCGCGUAGUAGGAUGUGGUGGCCCGGUAUAGACGAGGAUAUUGAGAGGUGUAUCGGCGCAUGCGACGUUUGCGCGAGCGUGCGGCCUGCGCCGCCGCGAGCUGCGCCCGCGCCGUGGCCGAGUCCAGCCGCGCCGUGGGAACGCAUCCACAUUGACUAUCUGUCUAUACGUCAACAGACGUAUCUAGUAGUGAUUGACGCAUACUCUAAAUGGUUAGAAUGUAUUAACAUGCAAAAUGAUACUACUAGCCAAUCUUUGAUAAGAAAACUGAAACAAUGUUUUUCUGUGUUUGGUUUACCUUGUACUUUAGUUUCAGAUAACGAUCCCAAGAUAAAUUCAAAGGAAUUUAAUUUGUUCUGUUCCAAUAAUGGCAUUAAAUACAUGACGACUCCAAUUUACCAUCCAUGUAGCAACGGUCAAGCGGAAAACUCAGUAAGAACAUGUAAAAAGAUGUUGAAAAUAAUAUUAAGUGAAAACUCUGCACAACAUGUGUUACGUGAAAAAUUGAUAGGCUAUUUAUUUGAAUAUAGGAAUACAGAGCACUGCACUACUGGACACUCGCCCGCAGAAUUAAUGUUUGGUCGGAAGCUGAGAUCACGGCUUGAUUUAAUACUUCCAAAAGAAAAUGAAUCGCAUAAAACAAUGUCGAAGGAGAAUGAAUGUAGUAGCAGAGCCUUUGUGAUUGGUGACAGGGUAUGGGUCCGGUGGUACAGUGGUAGAAAAGAAGCUUGGAAAUUAGGAGUAAUAAGUAAAGUGAUAGGGAAAAGAAUGUAUGAAGUGGUGGUUGAUGAUCAAAGUGUAUCUUGUAUUAGGCAUCUUGAUCAGCUUUUAGAGUGUAAAAAUAAAGGUAUAGCAAGAUCAAUUGAUUGUGAUGAACCGAUGCCUUCAGGGGUUCCACCCGUUCCUAGUUCACCGACUUCAACAAUUCAGUUUAGUCCAACAACAUCCGAAUUAAUUAGUGAGUCGGAUUCAGUUAGCACAACAGGUGUAGAUUCAGAGGAACCGGUGGAAGAAGAAACGGUGGCAGCGCCAGUUACUAUUACUAGCGUGGAAGGUUCUAGCAAUGCUGCUGGAAGCAGUAGUAGUGGUAGCGAUGUAAUUUGUACUGAAGCUCGAGAAGGUGUACGCCAAUCUGUCAGUUGUAUGCCAGACGCCCAGGCUCCUCAAGCCUCGGCCAGGCCACAGGAUUCAUCUCCGCAAUUAUCACGUGCACGUUCUCAGCGAGUUAGGAAGAAGAUUUCAAAAUUAGUGUGGAGGAAUGAUGUGUAUGUGCAUCUCGCUCACUCAUGUGUAGCACCGCAUUGUGUGAAGGUGUCAUUGCGCACGGCAGUAUUAAACUAGUAUCCAUCGAAA